CCAGCACCUCCUGCCGGCUGUCGGGGAGCCUGGGCGCGGGGCUCCUGCAGGCUGGGGUCUGCCAGUGGCCUGGGCAGUUGCCCUCGGGGGCAGCAGCUACUCCAGCUGCUACAGCUUCGGCUCCGGCGGCAGCUAUGGCGGCGGCUAUGGCGGGCAGCUUCGGGGGCGUUGACGGGCUGCUGGGGGGGCGGCGAGAAGGCCACCAUGCAGAACCUCAACGACCGCCUGGCCUCCUACCUGGACAAGGUGCGUGCCCUGGAGCAGGCCAACACUGAGCUGGAGGUGAAGAUCCGGGACUGGUACCAGAAGCAGGCCCCGGGCCCCCGAGACUACAGCCACUACUACCAGACCAUCGAGGACCUGAAGAACAAGAUCCUCACGGCCACCGUGGACAACGCCAACAUCCUGCUGCAGAUCGACAACGCCCGUCUGGCUGCUGAUGACUUCCGUACCAAGUUCGAGACCGAGCAGGCCCUGCGUGUGAGCGUGGAGGCCGACAUCAACGGCCUGCGCAGGGUGCUGGACGAGCUGACCCUGGCCAGAGCUGACCUGGAGAUGCAGAUCGAGAACCUGAAGGAGGAGCUGGCCUACCUGAGGAAGAACCACGAGGAGGAGAUGCUCGCCCUGCGGGGCCAGGUGGGCGGCGAGAUCAACGUGGAGAUGGACGCCGCCCCCGGCGUGGACCUGAGCCGCAUCCUUAACGAGAUGCGCGACCAGUACGAGAAGAUCGCGGAGAAGAACCGCAAGGACGCCGAGGACUGGUUCUUCAGCAAGACGGAGGAGCUGAACCGCGAGGUGGCCACCAACACCGAGGCCUGCAGAGCGGCAAGAGCGAGAUCCUCCGAGCUCCGGCGCACGGUGCAGGCCUUGGAGAUUGAGCUGCAGUCCCAGCUCAGCAUGAAAGCAUCCCUUGAGGGCAGCCUGGCGGAGACCGAGGGCCGCUACUGCGUGCAGCUGUCCCAGAUCCAGGGGCUGAUCGGGCAGUGGAGGAGCAGCUGGCGCAGCCUGCGCUGUGAGAUGGAGCAGCAGAACCAGGAGUACAAGAUCUGCUGGACGUGAAGACGCGGCUGGAGGCAGGAGAUCGCCACCUACCGCCGCCUGCUGGAGGCGAAGGACGCCCACCUGACUCAGUACAA
Phyllostomus discolor (pale spear-nosed bat) is the source of this 1136-nucleotide messenger RNA. RefSeq names its product keratin, type I cytoskeletal 17-like. The record is from RefSeq and is a predicted model, not a curated record. Lineage: Eukaryota; Metazoa; Chordata; Mammalia; Chiroptera; Phyllostomidae. Gene Ontology annotation, molecular function: structural molecule activity. Gene Ontology annotation, cellular component: keratin filament.